Molecule: messenger RNA, 866 nt
Organism: Anopheles cruzii
Lineage: Eukaryota; Metazoa; Arthropoda; Insecta; Diptera; Culicidae
Exons: 3
Coding region: 1-864 (287 amino acids)
Biological process (GO): positive regulation of transcription by RNA polymerase II
Molecular function (GO): transcription factor binding
Source: RefSeq, a predicted model, not a curated record
AUGGAUGAAAUUGAGAGCACUUUUACGAGCCUGCCCAGGGGGCUCGGAAUUGGGUGCUUUCGAAACGAGAAACAAAUCGGAGCUCGAAGACUGCAAUCAUCGCCCAUCAUCAUCAUCAUCAUCGAAAUCAAAACAUCAAUAAAUGCGUCUGGAGUGGAGGUAAAUCAAACCAAGGUCUACAGUUCCUCCGCAGAGUACUGCGGAUCGCGCGAAAAGAUGAACACGUCCACGGAAGAAGAACUAGAUGCGAAUAUGCGCAGAGUUAUUGAAGAAGCGGAUGCGGUGCUGGCUCGAAUCCGCUCAUGUGCUUCUUCGAAUGGAGAGCUCUUGAACCUUUCCAGCAGCUCUUCGACGAUCCCGGACGAACGUUCUUUAUCCAGCGGAGACGAAUCUUUCGCCAGAGUCGAACCGCCUUUCUCCACAGUCGACUUAGUCAUCUCCAUGCCCGACGAACCUCCAGCGAAUCUCCGAACCUCGAACGUAGAAGAAGUCAUCGUAUUGGAUGACACGGUCUUACAACCUAUCGAAAUUUCUUCGGGUGAAGACGACAUCCUCCAUCCUGGUACCACUAGGGCACCAAGACGUUCGCGAGUGAGGCCAAGGGUGAGCAGCGUUCCCCAAACGAUUCUUGUUCCCGAUUCACCGAAACGGUCUCCGGUGAAUCGUGAGGAACCCAAACCGGAGCUCUUCUGUCCCGUGUGUUUCAAUACUUUGACGAGCAAACCGGCGGUGUCGACCGUGUGCGGCCAUAUAUUCUGCAAGGAUUGCAUCACGAAUGUAAAAAAGCAUACCAAUAAGUGCCCGAUGUGCAACCACAAGCUCAACAAAGCGAACUCGGUACAUCCGAUUUAUUUUAACAACUAACA